Labeo rohita (rohu) is the source of this 609-nucleotide messenger RNA. RefSeq names its product bublin coiled coil protein (gene bbln). The transcript has 2 exons. The record is from RefSeq and is a predicted model, not a curated record. The coding region runs from base 117 to 428 and encodes 103 amino acids. Lineage: Eukaryota; Metazoa; Chordata; Actinopteri; Cypriniformes; Cyprinidae.
UAGACGCUCGUGACAGUCAGCUGAUUCUGAGCUGUUCAGUCUCAUUUACUGUGUUCUGUUAUUAAACAUAUAUGUAGCACAUUUGCGCGCGUUGUAAUUAUUUUAUUUUCAUUUGUAUGGUCGUAGAGACUAAUUUAAAAAUGUCUGGACCAAACGGAGAUCCGAAUAUUUCAGUUGAUGAUGGAAUAAUCGAGGAUGAAGAUGAAUUCAAUGAGGAAGAAUACGCUGCGAUCGACUCCAUGCUGGACCAGAUCAACUCCUGUCUGGACAACAUUGAGGAAAGAAACGAGGCGCUGAACGGCAAACUCCACGAGCUGCGGAGAGAGUUCAGAGAACAGCUCAAUGAUGAAGAACAGCAGCAGCCGCCUCAUCCUCCUCCUCCUCCAGAUGAAGAUUCAGAGUCCACAGACACAAAAACUGAAGACUAGACGACCAAACCCGUCCAUGUGUUUCCUCAUGAUGUUUCAUCGUCACUCGUCGAUGUAUUCAGAUGUCAAUCAGUGUCAGUGUCUCUAUGGACCAGUAGUGUAGAAUAUGUGUGUAUAAAUGUAUUUAUGUUGACUGUGUCUAAACUGUGCUGUAUUAAAUUAAAGUGGUUUAUUGCUUUCA